GAACGUGGAAUGUGUUCAUGAGAAGAAAGCUGAAGUGUGUGUGCCGUUAGUGCUCCGUCGUGUCUUUGGUGACACACCGAUACAUCGACCUGUGUGCGUGCGUGUGCGCGCGCGCGCGCGUGUGUGUGUGUAUGUGAGAGUGAGAGAACAUUAGUGCGCGAGCUGUUGUAGUUUCUUGAGGAAAAAGAAAAGAGGAAGCAGCUCCGCCCCCACAAGCUGCCGGAGGCCGAGCAGAAAGAGCAGAGAGAAGAGGAGGUCAGGCCCUGGACACUUUCUGAUCCGGACGAAUCCCAGUUGAAAGCCAGUAUGAGUGGAGAAGAGGAACGAUUCAAACUGGUGGUGGUGGGAGGAGGAGGGGUGGGGAAGAGCGCCCUGACCAUCCAGUUCAUCCAGUCCUACUUUGUGUCCGACUACGACCCCACUAUCGAAGACUCCUACACCAAGAUCUGCACUGUGGAUGGAAAGGAGACCCGGCUGGACAUCUUGGACACCGCAGGUCAGGAGGAGUUUGGAGCGAUGAGGGAGCAGUACAUGCGCGCAGGAGAAGGCUUCUUGUUGGUAUUUGCUCUCAACGACCGGGGCAGCUACCAUGAGGUCCAGAAAUUCCACACUCAGAUCCUGAGAGUCAAGGACCGAGACGACUUCCCCAUGGUGCUGGUUGGAAACAAGGCGGACCUGGACCAGCAACGAGUGAUCUCCAGGGAGAACGCUGAGGCGUUCGCCAGAGAGAACCGGAUCCACUACAUGGAGGCUUCAGCCAAGAAUCGCUGCAACGUGGAUGAAGUCUUCUUGGAGCUGGUGCAAAUUAUCAGACGGUUUCAGGAGAUGGAGAGUCCUCCUCCUCCAACUCAUCACACAAGGAAACAGAAAAGGGGUGGCUGUCCAUGUGUCAUCCUCUGAGAGAGGAGAGGAGAGAGAGAGAGGAGAGGAGAGGAGAGGAGAGGAGAGGAGAGGAGAGGAGAGGAGAGGAGAGGAGAGAGAGAGAGAGAGAGGGAGGGAGAGGAGAGGAGAGGAGAGGGAGGAGAGAGAGGGAGAGAGAGAGAUGACUGUGCUGACUGUGUUACACUGCGUGGAGAAACCCAAGCAAACCAUUAUUCCCAAUACCAUGUCAAACAUUUCACACUUGUCCAAAAGUGGAAAGGACUUUGAGGCUCUGGUUCCCGCUGCUGUAUUUGUCUUUUGGUGCCUCAUCCGAUGCCUCGGUAGAGAACCCCUGGUCCCUUGGCCAUGCACAGCCGACACCAGCUGCAUGAAGAAGAGUCUAAUUCAAGGCUGCAUUCAGUUUUCAGUGCAGUAUUCAUGACGGCAGAACUGGUUUCUGCAUUUGCACAUUUAAUUUGACACACAUAGUCUCUGGAUGUUCAUUGUUUUGGUGAUAGGUGGACUGCCUUCUGGUACUUUGUCUUUCUUUUUAUAUAUUCAUUUGGGUUCAGUUGUCAUCACGUGACAUACAUGUGUAACUUCAGUCUGGUGUGAAGGAGCUGCUGGAUCCUCUGGAGUUCAUCCCGUUUCACUUAUGUAGUGUUCCCCUUCGUGAUGUCAUGGUGAUGUCAUAUACCAGUGGAGGUACCGGUCUCAAGGGCUGAGCGUCAUGACAUCUGAGCUAGCUUUAUGCACCAAUGAAGGCAGUGUUUUGAGGUUAAAAGUUCUGGACCUUGACAUGAGGUUCUGUCGUAUUGCAGUGGAUGGGAAGCACUGUUUUCUAGGUCUUGAAGCUGUGUAAUAUUCUAUGUUGCCCAUCAUAUCCCAUCUGUAUUAUCUCCAUUACGAUGUCACAGGAGCCUAAAGAUGGCCGUGCUCUGGUCUGCUUAGCACCAACACUGGGCCUAGAGUAGCCGGUAUGUUGGGUUCCCCGUUGGUCAUAUGGACUCUGGACUGCAGUGUAACUAACAGAGUACCAGCUCUGAGAUCCUUGCCCCACCCCCAACGGUGCAGUAGCCCCAAUCCACCAGUGGAGGUCACUCUUGCAGCGACGAGGACGAGCAGACAGCUUCCUCACAGUGCUGGGGGGCAUUGGCACGAUCUGUGUUGUUGUUGUUGUGGUGGGGCGAUAAUCAAAAGCCCAGACAUGAGUCCACUUCACAUCUUCAACUGCUUUUUAUUUGCAAGGAGAGAUGACCUCGCUAUUACACAGCAAGAACAAGCUGAACAAUGAAAUACAAUCUCUCAUAUAUCUUCUAUAUGUCCGCUCAUAUCCAUCUUCUUAUCGGUCAUCUUUAAUGCUUUGGGCAAUUUUGUUUACUUAUUUCCCCUUUACACAAGAAUGUAUAUCUAUAUUACUACCUGCAAUUCACAUCUUUCAGUUUUGUAUCGAAAUCAAAGUCAAAACUCUUUUAUACAUUAUUAAAACAUUUACAACUUAA
Molecule: messenger RNA, 2363 nt
Organism: Cyclopterus lumpus (lumpfish)
Lineage: Eukaryota; Metazoa; Chordata; Actinopteri; Perciformes; Cyclopteridae
Gene: rras
Product: RAS related
Exons: 7
Coding region: 307-900 (197 amino acids)
Biological process (GO): signal transduction
Cellular component (GO): plasma membrane
Molecular function (GO): GTPase activity; GTP binding; GDP binding
Source: RefSeq, a predicted model, not a curated record